Molecule: messenger RNA, 1097 nt
Organism: Dermatophagoides pteronyssinus (European house dust mite)
Lineage: Eukaryota; Metazoa; Arthropoda; Arachnida; Sarcoptiformes; Pyroglyphidae
Gene: ATPsyngamma
Product: ATP synthase, gamma subunit
Biological process (GO): proton motive force-driven ATP synthesis
Molecular function (GO): proton-transporting ATP synthase activity, rotational mechanism
Source: RefSeq, a predicted model, not a curated record
AGAAAUUGAAAAUGAGUUUUUCACCUUCAGCUGUCGCCACAUUUUCGAUGUAACCUAUUCGACUAUUUUAUCUAAUUCGGUUUUUCAAUAAUUGGUUUUUUUCUGGCCAUAAAAUUAUAAGUUGGUUCAACAUGCUUGCACUUCGUUCAUCGCUUAAUAAUGCGGCUCCAAUUUUGGUGUCAUUGGCCAGUACGACCAAUCAAUGCCGUGGUAUGGCCACGCUUAAAGAUAUUCGCGUCCGUCUCAAAUCUGUUACCAACAUUCGUAAAAUUACACAAUCCAUGAAGAUGGUGUCUGCUGCCAAAUAUGCCCGAGCUGAACGAGAUUUGAAAAAUGCUCGAGUUUUCGGAUCAGGUGCCCUUCAAUUUUAUGAACAAAGUGAUUUGGUUACCGAAGAAGACAAAGAAAAAACAAAACCUGGUACUCUGAUCGUUGCCAUCACAUCUGAUCGUGGCCUUUGUGGCGCUGUUCAUUCGUCAGUUGCUAAAAAAGUACGACAUAUUAUGGCUCAUGAAUCGGACGCAGACAAAAUCCAAAUUGUCUGUGUUGGUGACAAAGCUAAACUUAUGUUGGCACGACAAUUUGCAAACAAUAUUUUGAUGAUGUUCAACGAUUUCGGUAAAAAACCACCCCAAUUUGGAGAUGCUCGAGAAGUUGCCUCGCAAAUAUUGAACUCAAACUUCGAAUUUGACCGUGGUAUAAUCAUCUACAAUCAAUUCAAAACUGUCGUCUCUUACAAUACCACUGAGAUUCCUGUGUUUAGUCGAGGUGCUAUCAAUUUGUCGCCUAAGAUUAGCGUAUACGAUAGUUUGGAUGAAGAUGUCAUCCGUUCUUAUUAUGAAUAUUCAUUGGCCAGUUUGAUUUUCUUUGCAAUGAAAGAGAAUGCCUGUAGUGAACAAUCAUCCCGUAUGACUGCUAUGGACAGUGCAUCCAAGAAUGCCGGCGAAAUGAUUCAGAAGCUUACCUUGACAUUCAAUCGAACACGUCAAGCUGUUAUCACCAAGGAGUUGAUUGAAAUUAUUUCAGGUGCUGCCGCUUUGUAAUUGUUAUCAAAUUAAGCAAUUUUAGAUUUAAAAUGGAUAAAUUCGAUAAAAUAA